Messenger RNA from Catharus ustulatus (Swainson's thrush), 5117 nucleotides. It is a transcript of the gene PDLIM5, whose product is annotated as PDZ and LIM domain 5. Gene Ontology annotation, molecular function: muscle alpha-actinin binding; actin binding. Lineage: Eukaryota; Metazoa; Chordata; Aves; Passeriformes; Turdidae. Gene Ontology annotation, cellular component: adherens junction; Z disc; filamentous actin. The record is from RefSeq and is a predicted model, not a curated record. The coding region runs from base 120 to 1862 and encodes 580 amino acids. Gene Ontology annotation, biological process: actin cytoskeleton organization; muscle structure development; heart development. The transcript is spliced from 14 exons.
GAAAACAAGAGCGGGGGUCGGAGCUGCGCCUCGCAGACGCGCCGCGCUGUCCUCGGCUCUCCGCGCUGUGCCGCACCGCCGGGCAUCAGUUCUUUGGAUUUGGUCCUUGAAUACUAAACAUGAGCAACUACAGCGUGUCUUUGGUCGGGCCAGCUCCCUGGGGUUUCAGGCUUCAAGGAGGCAAGGAUUUCAAUGUGCCUCUGUCUAUCUCUCGACUUAAUGAUGGUGGCAAGGCAGCCCAAGCAAACGUGGGGAUUGGUGAUGUGGUUCUCACCAUUGAUGGGAUAAGCACAGAUGGGAUGACUCAUCUAGAAGCACAAAACAAGAUCAAGGCAUGUACAGGCAAUUUGAACAUGACUCUGCAAAGGGUGUCUUCUAUACAAAAACCUGAUCAUUUUCAUGUGACAAAGGCAGAGCCUGCUGAAGUAGUUAAGCCUGUGCCCGUUGCCUCUGCUGUUGCACCCAAAGUCACUGCCACAACCAGCGUGGCUUUCAAUAAGACACCGAGGCCAUUUGGAGCUGUAACCUCCUCCAAGGUCACCUCCAUCCCAUCACCGUCCUCCGCCUUCACGCCGGCGCAGGUGUCGGCCGCGUGCGCCGUGCCCGGAGUGCAUGCUAACGCCAAGCCUAACGCUGAGCCAUGGCCGCCUGUGCUGGGCGCUCCUAAACCUGCAGUUCCUGUCCCACGGCAGCACGGUGCCGCCCCAAGCGCCUCGGCCGCCGACGGCGCCCAGGACGCAGCCGAGGGGCCGCGACGAGGAGGCAGAGAGAACCAGGGGGAGAGUAAACAGCAAAAUGGGAAAAACCCACCCAAACGCCCCCCACGGAAGCACAUCGUGGAUACCUACACUGAGUUCUACCACACGCCCACCCACAGCGACGCCAGCAAGAAGCGGCUGAUUGAGGACACCGAGGACUGGCACCCCCGCACAGGCACCACCCAGUCCCGCUCCUUCCGCAUCCUCGCCCAGAUCACUGGCACUGAUCACAUGAAAGAACCAGAAAAUGAAGCUGGGAAGAAGACUAAUGAUUCCCUGGAAACUGCCCAGCCUCCCCCAGUGAAGAGCCAGGACAGCGUGGAUGUGAGACCUGCUCCUGCCAGCACCACACCUGCCGCAGUCCUCAAGCCAACGGCACCCCUGGGUUCUGCCAAGGGCUGGCAGCCUCCAAACCAAGCAGCUCCUGUCAGUGGAUGGACAUCAAACAGUAUUAAAUCACCUGGAACAACUGCCCCAAGUGAAAAAGCUGCAACAGCACCUCAGCUAAAUGAGCAAGACACGCUGGUUCAGCGGGCGGAGCAUAUUCCAGCUGGGAAGCGCACUCCCAUGUGUGCACACUGUAACCAGGUCAUUAGAGGACCCUUCUUAGUGGCUUUGGGAAAGUCAUGGCAUCCAGAAGAAUUUAAUUGUGCCCACUGCAAAACCUCUAUGGCGUACAUUGGAUUUGUGGAAGAGAAAGGGAUGCUGUAUUGUGAGGUCUGCUAUGAGAAGUUCUUUGCCCCUGAGUGUUCAAAGUGCCAGAGGAAGAUCCUUGGGGAAGUAAUAAAUGCUUUGAAACAAACUUGGCAUGUUUCCUGCUUCGUGUGUGUGGCCUGUCAUAACCCCAUCCGCAAUAAUGUCUUUCACUUAGAAGAUGGUGAUCCCUACUGUGAGACGGAUUACUAUGCCCUCUUUGGUACAAUGUGCCAUGGCUGUGAAUUCCCCAUCGAAGCUGGAGACAGGUUUCUUGAAGCCCUGGGCCACACUUGGCAUGACACUUGCUUUGUAUGCUCCGUAUGUAGUGACAGUUUAGAGGGCCAGACUUUCUUCUCCAAGAAGGACAAGCCACUGUGCAAGAAACACGCCCACUCUAUCAACAUCUGAUACUUGGAGCUCUCUUGUGUAACAAAUGUACUGAGCAGAAAGGUUAAAAUGUCCAUGUUCAAUAAUUGGUUAAAAUUAUUAUAUACAGUUUAUCUAAAAUGAAAGAGAGAUGUGGAAACUUGCAGAAGGAAUUGCAGACUGAUUUUUCAGAGUGUUUAUAAUUUACAAUUCUGCUUCAUAAAAAGAAAGCUAUCAGGAAUUGCACCCAAGCCAAAAAAUUAGAGUGUCUUUAUCUCUGCACUUCACACAUUACUGUAUUUCAUGAUUUUAUGACCACAUUUAUCUCUGUUUUAUAAUGAGAAGUGAAGUAUGUAUAAAAGUAAAUACCUGAUAUUAGAAGUCUCGGUCUUGCUACUACUCAACAAAUAAAAGGAGAUUGGAUUCAGCAAUCCUGAUGACUUUAUUUCAGUGAUGUUUUUAAAGUGUGUCCCAGAAGUAUUGCAGCUAAACUCCAUUAAAAGGAACUCAAAGUAAAGAUAAGAGUACACAAAAUAGAUAUUCUGAAACUUACAUUUUUUAAAUCUGGUAUUCGUAUACAGGAAGCCUCCUACACAAUUACCUGUACCUGUGCCUUUGCACUUAAAUUUCUGAUGGGUUUGCAAGGGACAGAGGUUUUUACAAAGCAUUUAAGUGGCUAUGCUGGUAAAAAAGAAUAUUUAGAAGAUGCCACUUAAAACAUAAAUGGGAUGCUUUUCUGUAAUUUAUGUACUACCAGAACACUAGGCAAAACCCCCUGCUGCAGAGGGUGUCUUUGAUAGGUGAAAAUGUCAGAUUAAAUCUUAAGGGAGCAGGGAUUUCAACGCUUCUCUUUGCAGUUCAGGUGUUAGGUAGCUUUAAGUGCCUUGUAAAGCGGAAAUUGUGCUGAAUCUGCAGGUAACAGUGGUUUGUAUCCAGAAUGUGAGAUUCUGGUGUUCAGUGAGGGAAGCUGCUGAAGUGCAGCUGAGGACAUUGGUUUUUUCUCAGUACAUUCUUUACCACAUAGCUCAUGAAUAUGUAUAUUGGUGGUGUGCCAGGUAGCGUACUGAAAACUUUCUUGCUCAGCUGUUAAGAUUUUUGCUAGUUUAGGAUUAAUUUUUCUCUUUUCUUCCAGAUGUAGGGAAUGUACUGUUAAAUGAUAUUCCAUUGGUUUAAGCAGCUCAGUGCCUCUGAGAUCUUGCAAGGGAGCAGAGAGACAAUGCUGUCAUUAUGAAUUUGCUUCGAGCCAGAUCAGCCAACACUGUGGCUUGAUAUGAAUUUUACAUCCACACAGAGAGGCAAUGGAAGACCAGUGCACCAGCUCAGUCCCCCUUAGCCUCAAAUUAAGACUUAAUUGGUUUAAUUGGAAUGAUUGCAGGCAACCAGGGUGGAGGUGGUGCUCCUCUGCACAGGGCGAAUGUGCUUCACCAGAAUCGCACCAACAGAGAAGGGGGGGUCUCAGGACCAGAGUAGAUUCCUGAAGGAAACUGAAUUUACCUUGCUGUUUGAUUCAACUGGGGUGUCAGAGGUGAAUUGUUAGUCUUUAGUGCUCUUUAACCAUUCACUGGUUUUGUUGUUGUGGAGUGGGUUUUUUUACUGAUUCAACAGAUAGUUUUAUCCAUGAAACCAUGGAUAAAAAAGUUACAAAACUUUGCCAUGGUUGAGUAAAGCAAUUGUAAUGAGGAACAAAAAAAUCAACAAAAGAGGAGGAAAGAAAACCAAAAUUACUGUACUGAAAUAUGAAAAAGUAUUUGGCUUUUGAUUAAUUCAGUGAGACAGAUUCACAUUGUGGGGAUUGUUUCACUUUGUUUUCUGAAGUUGUUUUUAUUCAAUAUUACCACAUUUCUUUUUUAACUUCCAGUGGUACAGAAGAAAUUUGGUAAAAUUGGUGAAUGUUGGUAAAUAAGAAGAAAUUUGGUGGUACGGUAUAAAAUGUUUACACUCUUCUAGAUGUACCCUUUUGUGAAUUUGGCUGAAAAUCAGAAGGGUGGAAGCAGACUGGACAAGAUACAGUUACAAAUAAGCCAGGUUGCUUUUUAAAUUAGGUGGAAUGUGGAGAAAUGAGACCUACAGACAGGGUUUCAGUGGAGCGUUGUGGCACAUGUGUGAGGAAAGAGGGGGAAAACGCACAGGAAAAGGCGUUCCAUAAUUUCUGCAAUUCAAACCUUGCAGUCUUAUAACGUAGGAAAAAAACUUCUGUUUGUCAUUGUCCUUAAAAUCAAAUUAAAAUUUUUUAGCCUCAUAAUUUUAAUUUUAAUUUUAUUUUUUAAUCCAUAUGCUCUAAGGUUUGACAUUUUGCAGAUGUUAAUGAAUUUGAGGACAAAAGCCUGAAGGGCUCCAAUAGAACUGCUUCAUUUAGCUGCUUUGCCUUUUAAUUUCUGCUUUUAUCUAUUUGUUUAAAAUUUUAAAGGAAGCAUAGAGUCACUGAUAGAUAAUGAAUAUUUAAUGGCUUUACCAAAUUAUAUAAAUCAAUUAAAAGGAACAUAAUUUUUAUCAUUAUUUUAAUAAGUGAGAUUUUAGUAGAGCACUUUAUAAUAAUGCCAUAUAUCUCACUGAAUAUUUAUUAUCUUUUUUGUUGUUGUUGUUUAGAACUAUUUAAUCCUGGUAUUAUUUUAUUUGUAAGCCUGCCUUUACCUCUAGAAUCUUUUGGGGUCUGAGUGUAUGUGUUUAAAUAUACUUCUUUCUACAUGCAUGUACAUUGAGAGACAGAAGUAUAGAUGUGAAUUUGAAUGCAGACUUGACAUUGCAAAAAAUCAUUUAGGGAUUUCACAAGAUUCCCAACUGUUUUUCACGCAACACGUUUAUAGCAUUCAUGUUAUGAGGAAAUUUUACAGAGUCAGGACAGAUAUAUUAGUAACCUAACUACUGUAAUCUUCGCAUGCAAUUUCAGUCAUUGUUUUUCUUCCAAAACCAGCUGUGAGAGAAUUUGGCUUAACUGUGUUUGAAGGUAGAAUGUCUUUAUAAGUGAAUAAUUGAUCCAUGAUGACUGUUUCAGUAUGUUGUAAUGAAAUAAUUCAGGAUUACAUGUAAAUAUAAAUGCUUAAUAUAACAAUGCCAUAAACUUAAAAGCAGGAGUUGAGUUGUGGUUCAAUGUGUGUUGGUCUGUUAAUUGCGUACCUAUUUCUUCACAGAGCUGCUUUGCAAACAUUAUUUUAUGCUAAACUGACAGCUGUUAAAUCCUGGUGAUUUCUCUGCUUGUGUUUAUUAAUCUUUGGCAUUAAAGUUUGGCUGUUCACAUUUGCAAAUUUAAUUAUGAUUGAAAAACAUAACAAGCAAAUAAACCCUACUCAAAACCUAAAA